AUGACUGUGACACGAAUCAACUUUUGCAUGUAGUAGUCAAGGCAGUAUUCAUGUGUUGAUUUAUUGUGAAAAAUCGUCAAUUGCUGAGUGGAAACGAGUCAGGUAAAAAUUUAGGCAACAAUGUCGACAUCUGGAGACUUCGGAAACCCUUUAAGAAAAUUUAAAUUAGUUUUCUUAGGCGAACAAAGCGUCGGGAAAACAUCCCUAAUUACAAGAUUUAUGUAUGACAGCUUUGACAACACGUAUCAGGCAACUAUAGGAAUUGACUUUUUGUCCAAAACGAUGUAUCUGGAAGAUAGGACAGUUAGAUUACAGUUGUGGGAUACUGCUGGACAAGAACGAUUUAGGUCACUAAUUCCGUCAUAUAUUCGGGAUUCUACUGUCGCUGUUGUAGUUUAUGAUAUUACAAAUGCCAAUUCUUUUCAUCAAACUUCAAAAUGGAUUGAUGAUGUAAGAACUGAGAGAGGUAGUGAUGUUAUAAUAAUGCUUGUUGGCAAUAAAACUGACUUAUCAGAUAAACGACAAGUCAACACAGAGGAGGGUGAACGUAAAGCAAAGGAAUUAAAUGUGAUGUUCAUAGAAACCAGUGCUAAAGCUGGCUACAAUGUAAAACAGUUGUUCAGACGCGUUGCCGCGGCCUUGCCUGGGAUGGAUUCUACAGAGAACAAGCCCCCAGAAGACAUGCAAGAGGUGGUCCUAAAGGACACUCCAAACGAAGUCAAAGAUCCAGAUGGAGGCUGUGCAUGUUGAUCUCUUUAGGUUAUACUUCUCUGACCUACAUUGCUUUGAUUUGUAUAUGUUUGUAGAAACCUUUCCCACCUUAAUAUUUUUGUAAAAUGUUUGCCUUUUAUGUUUUAAGUAAUUUAUUAUAGGUAUUUAACUCCCAGUAAGAAUUUACAAACCUGCUUACCCUUUAAUUUUUAUUUAACUGCUGAUAAAAGCAAUAACACUGAUUUUGUGCAAUAAUUUAGAGAUUGACAGGCAAAUUUUGUCAUUUCUGUACCAAAUGUGCUAUGAAGCUACAUGGACAUUAUUGCUCAACUCUUACAUUUUUUCAUUGUUAAUUAUAUUAUGUUGUUUACUUUGCAUUUACCUAUAAACUGUUUUUAGAAUUUAAUUAAUUAUUUUGUUGUAAACCAUUUACACCAAUUUUUAUAUAUUAUAUAUUGUGCUAUUCAAAAGUAUAUUGUAUGGAAGUAAUUUAGUUUCUAUCAGGUUUUUUUUUAACCUUUUAUCUGCUACAAAGUGCUCUUAUAAAAUAAACAAUUACCAGCUUUUUUAAACAUAAUCCACAAGCCAAAAAAAUGGUUCCAAUAAUUGAAUAAAAACUCGACAACACUAAUUCAUAUUUAUCUUGUAAGGAACAGAUUAUUUUCCUUAGAACUUUUUCAGCUGUCGAUUUGCAAACUCAGCCGCAACUGCAAAGCGACCAGCAAGACUCAGAAGGUGGUUGCAUGUGUUAAAACCAUUAUGGACCCAUCGAAUUUUAGAUUAAACGCGCUAAAACAUGUUUUAGUUCACAAAACAAAAGUAGACUAUGCCUAAGUUAUGUAUAAAUUAAAUCGCUAUAGGUGUGACAUUUUCUGAGCGCAAUGUGCACUUUUUAUGAGGCAAGCGACACCUUCUAAAAUACUUCGCGUGAUCAUGAUUUAAUUUUUAUACGUCUCUAUCAUUUGUACACCACUUGCUUGUUAAAUUUAUAGAAAUAAACAAAUUUGGU
This is a messenger RNA of Cylas formicarius (sweet potato weevil), 1720 nucleotides long. RefSeq names its product ras-related protein Rab6 (gene Rab6). The record is from RefSeq and is a predicted model, not a curated record. The transcript is spliced from 6 exons. Lineage: Eukaryota; Metazoa; Arthropoda; Insecta; Coleoptera; Brentidae. Gene Ontology annotation, molecular function: GTPase activity; GTP binding. Bases 121 to 750 code for a protein of 209 amino acids.